Molecule: messenger RNA, 912 nt
Organism: Penaeus monodon (black tiger shrimp)
Lineage: Eukaryota; Metazoa; Arthropoda; Malacostraca; Decapoda; Penaeidae
Product: kynurenine/alpha-aminoadipate aminotransferase, mitochondrial-like
Exons: 6
Coding region: 222-785 (187 amino acids)
Molecular function (GO): L-kynurenine:2-oxoglutarate transaminase activity
Source: RefSeq, a predicted model, not a curated record
UCCCAACCAGCCGUCUGCCAAGGCAACACUGGCACACUCAUCCCCGGUGCCAGUAUGCUCAAGGACACGGCGGGGUUGUGACAGCUAGCAAAGUGGCGGAUGUCUCUCCAAUCCUCCUUUGCUUGGCCAGGACAGUCCUAUCACGUUGAGAAAAGUCAACAGUUUUGAAUAAACACCACGUUGUCCAUAGUCUUAAACACUGUUGGUUAAUAAAGUUCAGGAUGGAUUAUUCGAGGUUCAUAUCAAAGAUGUCUUUAAAUCGAAAGCCGUCAGGAAUCAGUGAAAUGCGGAAGUACCUCGCGGAGCCGUCUCCCUCGUUGGUGUGGCUGGCCUCGGGAAUGCCCAACCCGCAGCUGUUUCCCUUCCGCGACGCCACCUUCAGCCUGAGCGACGGGUCUGUCCUCGAAAUCGGGCAGGACCUCAUGGCGACAGGGCUGCAGUACGGACCGACGCCGGGGUACAUCCCCCUGGUCCGGCAGCUGAAGGACAUGACGCUCCGGAACCACAGUCCUCCGCGUUGGGGUGAGAGCGACCUCCUGGUGACCGUCGGGUGUCAGGACGGGCUGGCGAAGGCGCUGGAGAUGCUGCUCGACGUCGGGGACUGCGUGGUGGUGCAGGAGCCGUGUUAUUCGGAUGUUCUGUGCAUUCUCGCUCCUCUGACGCCGAAGUUCGUCGUUGUCGCCGCGGACGAGAAAGGGAAUGUGUCCGUCGGCGCUGAGGAAGGGACUCGAACAGGCCGCGCAGGAUGGGGGACCCGCGCCCAAGGUCAUGUACUUGGUGCCUAACGCAUGCAACCCCACGGGAACCACCAUGGACGAGGCGAGGAGGAGGGAGAUCUACAGCCUCGCCUCCGAGUACGACCUCAUCAUCCUCGAGGACGACCCUUACUACUUCUUGCAGUAUGACGACCAG